AGCAUAACAAGUGCUCGCUCUCCCGUGUCUUCAUUCGUUUCUUGGGACCGUCUAAGACGCAUUAAUUUCAUUAGCAAAUUAUUUUUGCGUUAUAAUGAACAGCAAAUUGCCCUUUUUGCCGGGAAAUCAGCAUUUCGAUUUUGCAAAAAGUAAUUACCAUAGAAGCCACACAUUAGGUUUCAACAAUGGAUACGCUGUCCAGAAAAAACCUGACCUUGAUACUGGUGGUAGCCCACUGCAGACCAACCAAAUACACGAACUGAUAAGCGUAAACAAUUACAAUCCACAAUUAUAUUACGGACAAUCAAAACCUGCACCACCACAACCAUUUAUGCCGAGUUUUGUGGCUCUUGAUAAAAAGGUGUUAAGUUUCAAAGCCUGGUUCAAGGAAACAGUAGCGGAAUCUCCAAACGAAAAUUACCGAAUUCGAAAAGUACAGAUAUAUUACUAUCUGGAAGAUGGCACAAUGGUCGUCAAUGAACCUGUCGUUGCAAAUAGCGGACUGAAUCAAGGAAAAAUGAUAAAAAGGCAAAAGAUACCGAAAAACAAUGAAGGUGGAAGUUACACGUGGAAGGAUCUGAACAAUGGGAGAAACAUAAAUUGCUUUGGAAGAGUUUUUCACAUUUACGAUUGUGAUGCUUGGACAACAGAAUAUUUGGAGAGUGAAGGUAUUGAAGUGAAUCCGGCAGAGCAGUGUCCUGACGAUCCGUACAUCAUGAGCCGUGAAACAUCCGAUGUAAUGAAAUCUAAAUCUUUCAUCAACCCGCCUUCAAAUCAUUUGGAAUCGUUAAAAAGAUUUCUUGACCUCGAUAGAAAAGUUUUAAGAUUUUUCUGUAUUGGAGAUGAUCAAAGAGCAUCUUCAAAGGAGCGAAGAAAAUUUAUUUUACACUAUUACCUUGUGAACGACACAGUUGAAGUACGAGAGGUGCACACAAAAAACGACGGACACGAUCCCUUUUCCGUUUUAAUUUCUCGGCAAAGAAUUCCUAAAAAUAGGAAUUCCGUCGAUUCGAAUUUUCCGUCAAUCGUCCUGGAACUCACAGAGAAUGAAAUUCACGAUUAUUUUUCUCCUAAAGAUUUUGCUAUUGGUAGAACAAUUUUGUUGUACAACAGACCAUUUCUGAUUUAUGACUGUGACGAUUUCACAAAGGCCUUCUAUUGGAAGAACUAUGGAUUAACCGAUUUUACUCCGUACUCCGAGGAAUUGCAUCAUCGCAAAAAGUACACUGGGUAUGGCACACUGGAGGACAGCUUGCAGUCCGUUGAGAAAUUGGUACUCGAACCUCCAAAAAAAGACCUGAUCAAGAUGAUGAAUUGGGAUGGAGUCGUUCUCAGAUACGAAGCAAAAAUGGAAGCGAUGAAAUCGGAAUUUACUCGCCGCUUCAUAAUUUCCUACCGUUUGGCUGACGACACGAUAACUAUUUACGAGCCUCCAGUGAAGAACUCGGGCAUUCAAGGAGGGAAGUUUUUAGAGAAGUCCCGCGUAGCGAAACCAGGGAGCACAACCGACCGUCCAGUCUAUUACGGACCUCAGGAUUUCUACGUGGGUGCAGUCAUCGAUGUGUUCAGACACAGGUUCAUCAUUACGGGGGCGGACGAUUUCGCUAUCAAGUUCAUGGAAAGCCGAUCCAACAUUUUCAAUAGUAAAUCACUUUUAGCUCAUAAUUUUAUUCCAUAAUUUUGUUUUAGCUUUCUUUAAAAAAUUGGUUAAUUUUUAGUCUUUUUUAAAGCACAAAUUUUUUUAGAAAUGUGACAUUUUAACAGAAUGUGAUGCUCAUUAUUUACAGUUACGUUACACACUAACACAAACGACCAGUAGUAGCAUAGAAUUCCAUCCAACAUUAUCUUCGGUGACCAUUUAUCACAAACAAUUUUAAAUAAUUUCAAUGAGAACGAUGCCUAGUAAUCUGUAACAAUCUGAAAACUACGCACUUGAAUUUCAUUCUUUUCAUUUUGAAAAGAUACUUACCUAUCUGAUAUAACUUGAUAAGCAUCGUUUCGAUACAAAGAAUAAAGCAAU
Molecule: messenger RNA, 2020 nt
Organism: Helobdella robusta
Lineage: Eukaryota; Metazoa; Annelida; Clitellata; Rhynchobdellida; Glossiphoniidae
Exons: 8
Coding region: 95-1678 (527 amino acids)
Biological process (GO): mitotic spindle organization; cilium-dependent cell motility; mitotic cytokinesis
Cellular component (GO): axoneme; mitotic spindle
Molecular function (GO): alpha-tubulin binding
Source: RefSeq, a predicted model, not a curated record